Molecule: messenger RNA, 1270 nt
Organism: Cynara cardunculus var. scolymus (artichoke)
Lineage: Eukaryota; Viridiplantae; Streptophyta; Magnoliopsida; Asterales; Asteraceae
Product: DNA-directed RNA polymerase III subunit RPC3
Exons: 11
Coding region: 116-1270 (384 amino acids)
Biological process (GO): DNA-templated transcription
Cellular component (GO): RNA polymerase III complex
Molecular function (GO): single-stranded DNA binding
Source: RefSeq, a predicted model, not a curated record
CCUCCUCACACUCGUUUCUGGUCCAAGUACACAAGUAACCGGCGAAAACAGGUCUCCGGCACCUGAGUCUAUUCUCGUACCAGUAGCCAUCACUCUUGAUUCCGAAACGCCAAGGAUGGUGUCGCCGCACGGGAUUAAACUCGCUGUGCAUCUCAUCUCCACUUAUUUUGGUGAUAUCGUCUCUAAAGUAUGCGAAUGUCUUCUAUGCAAAGGAACAUUAUCGCUGGCGCAAGUGAUAAGAUACACAGAGCUCGGUAAAGAGAGCGUUCGAAACGCUUUACUUGUGUUAAUUCAACAUAAYUGUGUUCAAGCCUUCACUAUUCAACAACCAGGUGGAUUUGGGGAAGCACCAAAGAUUGUGACUCAGUAUAUGGCCUUGCAUGACAAUAUUAUCCACCAUAUGAGGUUUCCUAAGUUUUUAGCUAUUGUGUCCGAUGAAUUUGGACAAGAAUGCAUGGAGCUUUUUGAAGGAUUGCUUCAACAUGGUAGGUUAUCGUUUAAUCAGAUYAUGGAUAGGCAUAAGGAUAAGCAUAGGGCUGUCGUKACUAGUGGAGAAAAUAGCACCGCUGCUAAUGUGUUGCAUGAAAACUUCAAUACAUUGAUUCAGGCCUGCUAUAUUGAAAGAUGCCCUGCUCAUGAACCAUUUCUUGCACCAGAGGAAGGAGAUGCUCCUGCAAAGAAACGAACUGCUAGGUCUAAGAUGGGUGAUGUACCACAAACCUUAGAGGCACGUGCAUUAGCGGCUGCGGCUCCCAUGGAAUCAAUAAGAUUUUUAGUUGAAGCAGAUACAUUGAGCAAUGGUGCCCUUGAUGACAAUAGCAAAAAAAGUUCUACUACAGAAAUUGUUGGGGAAAAGCGCAAACAAGAUUCUUUGGAACCCAAACCAAAUAAAGAAAUACUUUGGCGCGUCAAUUUUGAGGAAUUCGUACGACGUCUUCGGCAUAAGUCUUGUGUUUCCCAUGUGACAACACGCAUSGACAGUAUAGCUGGCAUUGUUUUAAGUGCAAUUUUUGAGGCAAGUAGAAGAGAAGAAACUAAAGUGAAAAUGGAAAAAACAGUUCCCCUUCCCAUGAACACUAUCUUUGAGGAAGCAAUGAAAAGUGAAGAAGGUCGGAGUUUGACGUUAGAGCGUGUUAGAGCAUCCCUUGUCCAAUUGGGUUGUGAACUCCCCACACUUGGAAUAGAYGAAACAUAUAGUGUUGACUUGAAGAAAAUCAUUGAUCAGGCUCAAGCCCAAGAGGUCCUUUCUGUUUUAUACAUCAUAUUAUGA